AUAAACAAUGUGCGAUCCACCAAAAGCUAAAAAACCAAGACUCGAAGGAGCAACUUUCUUGGAGCUGAAAGAAAAACUCCGUCGAAAGAAGAAAAUACUCAUUGCUAUUCCAAGAUUGCAAUUACUUCCAGCCGGACUGAGCGCGAGUUUAUCCAUCAACCCCAAAGAUGAUGAUAGAAUACCAAUAUUUUUGAGUGAUGUUCAGAACUUACUCAUGUAUUCUAUAGCAGGAACUAGCUCUCCGUAUGUGCCUGAAAGAUGGUGCAAAGUGGAAAAGUUCAACAGAAUAUCCCAUACAGUAGUAUUGAUUGUUGAGGGUUUACACUUGAAUCAUUACAAAGCUAAUGAAAAGAUUCUUCAUACAUUAAAGUCUUGUAUGGAUCAUAAAUUAGAACUGGUAACCCCAGCUACUUUUAACGGAUCCAUUGCAGAAGAAAUUAUUGCUGUGCCUCUCACUGGAGCUCACAGAAAAUCUUUAAUUAAAUGUUAUGGAUCUUUGGAAGCAGCAGGUGAUCAAGCAAAAGAUUUAAUUAAAUUAAAACCAAUUGUUUAUCCUGCUCAAAAAGUUGAAAGUAAAAAUCAUUCCACAGAUACUGAAGACUUACCAGACAGUGACAAGUUUUCAAGAACAGAAUUAAUACUUUCUCCAAUGCAAUUAAUAGAAGAAGGUUAUCCAAUACCUUCUAAAGGAGGUUUAGCUAAAAUUUAUGAAGAUUUUGAAUUUACAAAGGAAGAAUAUGCUGAAGUGAAUUCUAGAUCACCCAUGUUUGGUUUGGAUUGUGAAAUGUGUAAAACAACACAGUGUGUUUUGGAACUUACACGUAUAUCAAUCAUUGAUGAGCAUCUGAAUGUUGUAUAUGAAACCCUAGUAAAACCGCCUCAUGAAAUUAUUGACUACCUUACUGAGUACAGUGGAAUAACAGAAGAAAUGAUGGAGAACGUAACAAUAACAUUGAAAGAUGUGCAAGAAAGUAUCAAAAAAAUUCUCCCUGCUGAUGCUAUUUUAGUAGGUCAGAGUCUUGACUCUGACUUACAAGCUUUAAAAAUGAUGCAUCCUUAUGUGAUAGACACAUCUGUUAUAUUUAAUAUGACUGGUGAUAGAUAUCGUAAAUCAAAGUUAGAAGUUCUGUCUCAAACUUUUUUAAAUGAACGUAUUCAAGAUGGUGAAAAUGGUCAUUGCUUCAGACAAGAUUCAGUAGCUUCUAUGAAAUUAGUCAAAUUAAAAUUGUCAAAUACGCCUGAUUUUGGAGAUUUAGUUCUUGUCCCGCACUCUUGUCAACAAAUUCUAGCAUCAUCAAUAUUUAAGCAAAUCAAUAAAGAGGAACCAAAGUCAGCAGUGAUUGCUGGAAAUCCUUUAAUUAUGAGUGAAUAUAGCAAAGUUUUAAAAGGAUCAACUUUGAAGAUGACGAAUGAUGAACAUUUUCAACAAGAUGACCUAUUAAGGAUAGUUGUAAAAGACACCAACAAAGACGUCAUAAAAAGGUAUUUAGAAGUAAUGACAGAACAUGCUUUAAACCUUUGUCACAUCAAAUUGACCAAAAAGGAAUUAGAUGAAGAAAACAUAGCUAAAACACUCAAAUCUGUAAACAAGUGGGUAAAAAAAAUAUGGAAUCAAGUGACAAAUCAUGGUUUAGUAUGUGUUAUAUUUAGUGGAACAAAUGAUCCAGAAAAUGGUGGUUGUUUUCUAAGUAUUAAGAAAAAUACAUCCAAUGAUUUAAUUGAUAAAUUAGAAAGUGAAUUUAAUAAGUUUAAAAGUUCUCAAGCUCCUAUACCAAUGACACUUAUUGAUUAAAAGAUAAUCAAAUGAAAUUUUAGGUCAUGUAGGUAAUCUACUUAAUAUGUAUAGCAAAUUGUUAAAAUGACCAUAAAAUUGCAUAGA
Messenger RNA from Trichogramma pretiosum, 1879 nucleotides. RefSeq names its product small RNA degrading nuclease 5-like (gene Rexo5). The record is from RefSeq and is a predicted model, not a curated record. Gene Ontology annotation, cellular component: nucleus. Gene Ontology annotation, molecular function: exonuclease activity; nucleic acid binding. The transcript has 2 exons. Bases 8 to 1792 code for a protein of 594 amino acids. Lineage: Eukaryota; Metazoa; Arthropoda; Insecta; Hymenoptera; Trichogrammatidae.